CAAUCCACACACCCCCUUUUCCCCACCCCCUCCCUCAGAGUCCACUGUCGCGGUGGUUCAGGCGUCCUGCUGCGGCGGCAGUUCACACUCUUGACUGCAGCUCACACACCUGCCGCUGCUCCUGCUGCGGCAGCGCGAGACUCGCUCGCCCCAGCUCGCCCAGCCAGCGCGGCUUUCUCCAGCACCGCGGCCAAGCUGGAUUCCCGGAGCUCUUCACCAUGUCUGGCGGCUUUUAGGUACUCGAUGGAGCAGCCCAACAUCUACGAGGUCGCGUUUCGACCCCCGAUGACGAGCCUCGCACCGAACGCGCAAAGUGCCUUCUCUUACAAGGAGCCCGCGGCCCCCGGAGACCUGAGCGAGAUCUGCGAGAACGAGAACUCGAUCGAUAUCAGCGCGUACAUCGACCCCGCAGCCUUCAACGACGAGUUCCUCGCAGACUUGUUCCACAACAGCUCGAAGCCCGAGAAAGUCAAGCUGGCGAGCGACGAGUACGAGCUGGCGCACGCGGCGGGCGGCGCGCCCGUGACGCACCACCAGCAGCAGGUGUACGGCUGCAUGUCGGGCUUCUUGGACUCGUCGAAGCUGGAGCCCAUGUACGACAGCGUCGCGGCCACCAGACUCAAGCCGGUGGCCAUCAAGCAGGAGCCCCGAGAAGAAGGGGACGCGAGUCCGCCCUCCAUGCCCCCCACGUACCAGCACCACGCUCAUCAGCAUCACCACGCGCAGCAUCUGCCGCACCUUCAGUACCAGGUGGCGCACUGCGCGCAGACCACCAUGCACCUCCAGCCGGGCCACCCAACCCCUCCCCCGACUCCGGUGCCCAGCCCGCACCACCAGCAGAACAGCCUGCCCGGGCGGUCCAUGAAGAUGAUGGGGGGCGAGCGAGGGAAGACCAAGAAGCAGAUCGACAAGAACAGCGCGGAGUACCGCCUGCGGAGGGAGCGCAACAACGUGGCGGUGAGGAAGAGCAGGGACAAGGCGAAAAUGCGCAACGCCGAGACGCAGCAGAAGGUGAUCGAGCUGGCGGCGGACAACGAGAGAUUGCGCAAGAGGGUCGAGCAUCUCACCCGGGAACUGGAGACCCUGCGGGGCAUCUUCAGGCAGCUCCCCGACGGCUCCUUCGUCAAAGCCAUGGGCAGCUGCGCGUAAAAGCCGUUCCGCAGGACUUGGGCGAACUUUUCCAUGGCGUCUGCUGGAUUUUCCACCGCACAUCCGACAGACCCUCCAACCAACCCUG
Molecule: messenger RNA, 1237 nt
Organism: Scleropages formosus (Asian bonytongue)
Lineage: Eukaryota; Metazoa; Chordata; Actinopteri; Osteoglossiformes; Osteoglossidae
Gene: cebpa
Product: CCAAT enhancer binding protein alpha
Exons: 1
Coding region: 244-1149 (301 amino acids)
Biological process (GO): myeloid cell differentiation; DNA-templated transcription; regulation of transcription by RNA polymerase II
Molecular function (GO): DNA-binding transcription factor activity, RNA polymerase II-specific; RNA polymerase II cis-regulatory region sequence-specific DNA binding
Source: RefSeq, a predicted model, not a curated record